UCAUAGAAACUCCAAUAGCAUAGUUAUUAAUAGUUUUUUUUUUCUUUUUUUAUGAAUAAGGUAGAAUUCAUAACUAGACGAUUUUAUUGAAUGACACGUUACAGACGAGCGGUCGUGGCCGGGUACACGGUGCAAGGAGGGUGGCAUGCGACAGUCUCCCAUAGACAUCAAGACUUCUGAUGUGGUCGAUGACUUCGCCAAGCAGUUUAUCAAAUACGGCCCACUCGUGUUCAGUGGCUACCACAGCGUACUGGUGUCUGGAGUCAACAAUGGAUAUACAGUGCAGUUCAGCUGUGAUGGUGAAGAGUCGAUCCAUCCGACCCUCACUGGCGGCCCGCUGCAACAUAAGUACCGUCUUGAGCAGGUGCACUUCCACUGGCCCUCCGAGCAUUCCAUCAAUGGAGUCAAAUACCCUAUGGAAAUACACUUCGUUCACGUGCGUGCAGACCUUACUGUAAAAGAUGCUUUGAAAAACGAAGACGGACUAACUAUAGUGUCUGUAUUUUGCAAUGUGCAAACAGAACUAAAUGAGCCACAACAAGAGUCGUCGAAAGAACUAAUGGAAUAUGUUCCCAAAUUGCUAAACACUGGAGAAAGGAUCAGCGGAAUCAUUCUCGAUAUGACAAAACUGCUAAGCGUGAACUAUAAUUCGUAUUACACGUACGCGGGGUCGCUGACGUCGCCAGACUGCAAUGAGGCUGUCAUUUGGAUUAUAUUCGACACGCCAAUCUAUUUAACUGACGCUCAGUACCGGCUUUUCAGCAAGGUGAGGCGUCAUAACUUCAGAGCUCUGCAGACGCUGAAUCAGCAUAUAGUGUACCGGCCCCCGCACGCCACCUUCAACACGCCGCAGAUAGUCAAACUCUUUGACGAGAUGGUGCAAGUCGUCACGGAGUUCUUCAGGCACGUCACCAAAUUUAUGACAAAGGGAUUCAAGACUCGAUAACAUAGAACAGAGAAGUACCUGAAAUAUUUAGUUUGUUAAUAGAUACAUCAUUUUAGCCAACAUCCGUCCACUGCUGGAUAUAAGCCUCCCCCUAAGACUGCCUAAUAUAUACAUAAUAUGAAAAAUUUAUAUAUAUAACAUAGAUCGUCAAAAUGUACAUAAAAAUAG
Galleria mellonella (greater wax moth) is the source of this 1114-nucleotide messenger RNA. RefSeq names its product putative carbonic anhydrase 5. Gene Ontology annotation, molecular function: zinc ion binding; carbonate dehydratase activity. The coding region runs from base 146 to 946 and encodes 266 amino acids. Lineage: Eukaryota; Metazoa; Arthropoda; Insecta; Lepidoptera; Pyralidae. The transcript is spliced from 7 exons. The record is from RefSeq and is a predicted model, not a curated record.